This is a messenger RNA of Nematolebias whitei (Rio pearlfish), 5286 nucleotides long. RefSeq names its product uveal autoantigen with coiled-coil domains and ankyrin repeats b (gene uacab). The transcript has 19 exons. Gene Ontology annotation, molecular function: actin binding. Lineage: Eukaryota; Metazoa; Chordata; Actinopteri; Cyprinodontiformes; Rivulidae. The coding region runs from base 113 to 4258 and encodes 1381 amino acids. The record is from RefSeq and is a predicted model, not a curated record.
GAGAGGAGCUCAAAGUUAACUUUAUCGAAACUUUCAGGGAAGUGUGUGUGUUUUUUAUUAACUUCUGCGGACGAAGGUUACACUCACCGCCAGUAACCGACACUUUACCAAGAUGAAGAGCCUCAAGUAUCGGUUGAAAAGACAAGAAGUUACCAUCACAAACACGGACUGGAACAAGUAUGAUGACCGGCUGAUGAAGGCAGUGGAGCGUCGAGAAGCGGACAAAGUUGCUGCUGUUCUCAACAAGAAAGGCAUCAUUCCCACCAAGCUUGACGUCGAAGGACGUUCUGCGUUUCAUUUGGCAGCAGCACGAGGACAUCUGGAUUGUCUCAGUCUCAUUCUUGGACAUAAUGUUGACAUCACUGCGAGUGAUGCUGCUGGUAAAAAUGCUCUUCAUCUGGCUGCUAGAAAUGGACAUUCGUUGUGUGUGCAGAAACUGCUGCAGCACAACUGUCCUGUUGGAAAUGUGGACCUACAAGGACGAAGUGCUCUGCACGAUGCCGUUAUGGCAGGCUGCUCCUCCAGUGUGAAGCUUCUUUGUGACAGCGGGGCUUCUGUGAACGCCAGUGAUUUUGAUGGCAGGACCCCUCUAAUACUGGCUACCCAGCUGUGUCAUCCUGACAUUUGUGAGCUGCUGGUUGAGCGCGGGGCUGACAUCGCUGUCCGAGACAAACAAAACAAGACGACGCUGAUUUUAGGCUGUGAGAUUGGCUGCAAAGGUGCCGUUGAGCUGCUGCUGAAGAGUGGUGCUGAUGUGAAGGCCGUCGACAGCUUUGGUCACGAUGCCUAUCACUACGCUCGGCUCAGCAAGAACCCAGACCUCGUUGCACUCGUCAAAAGUUACCUUGAUAAGGCCACCAGGGAAAAAGAAGCUGCAAAGGUAGAGCAUUGGAAGCGACAGCUUUCAAUAGAGAGAUCAGAUGCAGCUGAGGCCAACAGAAAAGAUCAAAUAAUACACGAUCUAGAAAGGCAGAACGAGAACCUUCAGGGAAGUAUUAGGAAGUACCACCAGGAGCAGAAAGUUCUGCUGGAUAAGUUCAACACGCUGCAGCAACAGCUCACACAGGAAAAGCUGGCAGUGGAAGGUGCACAAAAAGAGAAGGAGAAGUUGAAGGUGUUACUCAAAGAAAAAGAGGAAGGGGCUCGAGGACCAGAGACCGUUAAAGUUCAGCUCCGCAGUACUUUGGGGGAGUACUCAGGCCAGUCUGUUAUCAAAGGGAAAGAAAAUAUUUUAGUCAAACAAGCUUACAGUCUGGAUUCUGAAAAGAUGAUCCAAAAUCCGGCUGCGUCCAAACAGCACCACAAGAGUCCGACUCAAAUCAGCUGGGAUCUGUCAGAAGUGGACGCGCUUCGACGGGAUCUUGAAGUCGUCAAGAGGAAACAAGAAGCGGCAGAGGAGGAGACGGCACAGCUUCAGGCUGCGCUGAACCGUAAAACCCGCGAGUGUCAGGAAGUGGCUCAGAGCCGAGACACGAUCCAGAAACAGGCCGACCAGCAGAUUCAAGAACUGGAGGACGCCCUGGGAGACGUCCAGAAGAGAAUGCUCGACUCCGAGUAUAAAGUCAAGCAGCUGCAAGCUCAUGUCGUUGCCGUAAAAGAGCACUUGGGUGGGCAGGCGGCAGAAGAACUGCGCGCGCAGCUGCUCGACGUGAAGUCCAAAUACGAAGGCGCUUCAGCCGAAGUGGGCCGCGUUCGUAACCGCCUCAAACAGAGCGAGAAAGCUCUGGAGGAAUACAAGAGCAGCGAGAGCCAGCUGGCAGCAGAAACGGAGAGGCUGAACCAAGAGCUGGAGGCUCUGACGGGUGAACGCAACCGCCUCGCAGAAACCAGUUCAAAGAUGGAAACCCAGCUGAAAGAGGCCCAGACUAAGCACGUAAACACAGUACCUGCUGAGAAGUUUGACAACAUGAAGAACCUCCUGACCAACGCUGUCGACGAGAAGGAGCGGCAGCUCGCCGAGCUCAGGGAAGACUACGACCGGGUCCUGGAGGAAGUGGCCGAGCUCCACCGAAAGUUAGACAAUCCGUCAUCCCAGGGGGGGUCGGGGGCGAUGUCCGCUGAGGAGCAUCAGAAGGUUGUGGCUGCUCUUGAAGAACAGAACACUUCUCUAAAAAGGACACUGAUGGAUGUGACCACCCAAAGCAAGGCUUUUAUUCAGGAGCUUGAGGAGAGCGAGGAGGACAGGGAUGUGCUCCGAGAGCAGCUGGACGAGCUGAACAACCGGGUCACGACUGAGUUCAUACCCACAAAAGAUCACGAGGAGAUUCGAAAGAACAUGGUAACAGCUCUGGAGGAGCUCGAGGACAAACUCGUAGAGGCCAGUGAACGUUCUGGAAAAGCAGAGGCGCAGGUCCAGCAGCUCCAAACCGAGCGAGCCUCAUCGCUGGAGACCCUCCGCAACCUCCGAGACACCUGUGAGACAAAUCUGAGGGAGAAGGACGCUCUGAAGACUCAGAAUGCUGAACUGAUGAAGAAACUUGAACUCCUGCAGAAGAGAGCUGAAGACCGAGACAAAGAAUGUGAACAUCUGACCGCACAGAACCAGAGUCUGGAGCAGAGCUUGAAGGAGCAGUUUGUUCCCAAGCAGCAGCACGAGCAAGUGAAGAUGGAGCUGAGCUCCACCUUAGAAAGUGUGAAAGCAGACAUGUUGAAGUUGGAGACCAGGGAAAAGGAACGUGGGAUGGAGCUGAAGAAUGUGAAAGAUGGGAAGGAGAAGUUGAAAGACCAGUUGGAAAAGGUUAUGUUGGAGAUGAAGAGUACGUAUAUCAGCGUUGAACAGCACAGAGUGGUCACAGACAAGCUGAACGCUGCUGCAGUCGAGGCAGAAAACCGAGCAAAUGAUGCUACUGCAAAGCAUGCUGUGGCUCAGGAGGAGAUCGCAAAGCUUACACAAGAACUGGAAGCUCAGAAGAAAGAACUGGACACCAUACAGGAGGCCAUUCAGUCCAAGUUUGUCCCACUGACGGCAGCUAAGGAGAAGGAAACCUCUUACAGCUCCCAGGUGAAGGAGCUGACGGAGAAGCUGUUGGAAGUGGAAGACAAAUAUAAAACAGAAAGAGCUGCCAAGGAGAGCAUCAGGCAGGAGGAGGAGAAACUCCAGGUUGAUCUGAAGUCUGUUCAGCAGAGACUGGACUUUGUUCUGGCCACGAGUGAGAAGCACAAUGAAGCGGAGGAAGAGUUGAAUUCUAAAUUUGAGGUUCUGACCCAGAAGUCGGUCAGCUUGGAGCAGCAGCUCCAGGAGGUAACCCUUCAGAAAACUGAACUUCAGGACCAGAGUGCUCUGCACAGCACUCAGAUCCAGAACUUCCAGGAACGUCUGAAAUCUGAGUUGACUCGGAUAGCAACGUAUGACACGGAGCUGAAGACCCUCCACGACGCCCUGCAGCAAGCUCAGACCGACUGCAAGAAAGCAAGAGAGGCCCAGCAGGAGGAGGCCCAGAGAGUCUGCUCCUUACAGAAGGAGCUCCAGGAGCAUCGCUGGGAUCAGACCUCCCUGCUGCAGCAACACGCCAAGGCCAAGGAAGCCCUGGAGGCCGACGUCACGCAGCUUCAGAUGUCUCUCCGCGAGGAGGAGGAGAACAACGCUCAGAGGGCCGAAGACGUAUCUGCCCUGCAGUCAGAGCUGCUUCAAGCCACACAAGCCCUGGAAGAGAUCCGCUACAAGGAAGACCAAAUGAAGCAGCUGAAACAGGAGAGGCAGCAGCUGGAGGAGGAGGCUGCCAACCUGAGCAACAAGCUGAAGAGCUUAGCAGAGGAGUGUGAAGAGGCCCGUCUGGAGGCGAGGAGAGCCAGAGAGGGCGAGAGCAAGGCCAGGGCCGAGGUGGAGGCCGUCCAGGAGAAGGGACGAGCCAUCGAGAGGGAAAUCAGGGAGCUGAAGGAGAGGUACGACGGGUCGCUCACUACCAUCUGUGAUCUGCAGAAGAGGAUUCAGACAUCAGCUCAGCUGACUGAAACCAAAGAUAAGAAGAUCACAGAGUUGUUGACAGAUGUGGAGCGGCUGAAGCAGGCUCUGAACGGACUGUCCCAGCUGGCCUACACGAGCAACGCACCGAACAAGAGGCACACGCAGCAAAUCGACGCUCUGCAAGCCCAGAUCCAGAGCCUCCAGCAGCAGCUGGCUGAUGCUGAGAGGCAGCACAGAGAGGUGGUUUCAAUUUAUCGCACUCACCUUCUGAGUGCAGCACAGGGUCACAUGGAUGCGGACGUCCAGGCGGCCUUACUGCAGAUCAUCCGCAUGAGACAGGAGUUCCUGUGUUAAAGCUUCAAAACUGGCUCGAUGCACCGUCGUCACAUCUUUCCUCUACAGUGGCCUUGAUGCGGCCCCUCAGACUGCCCAGUGUAUGUGUGUGUGUGUGUGUGUGUAUGUGUGUGAGAGAGAACAAAAUUAUCCCAAUACCCUGUUCUAAAUUCCUGAAGUCCAUAUUUUUAUUUUUUUGUAGUUUAGCUGCACUUUGAUUCUUUGACAGAUGUCUAACUGCAGCUUUCACUUCAGCAGAAACACGGGAAAUCAAACACUCACUUUCCAUUAAAAUACUAAUACCUCUUUUUAAACUUUAAACUGUUUAGUUCAGUUUAAUAAAAUGUUUUAUGAAUGACGUUGAAAACCUGUAUUUUAUGCAGCUUUAACCCAUUAGUUCAGUAAUAUGGAAGUUAUUUGAAACGUGGGUGUCUUUCUUGCGUACUAAUUGUAUAAAUGUUCAUAAACCAUAAAAUCUGGACAUGAACCCAAAGAUUACUUUUCACAUUCCCACCUAACAGUCACCAGUGAUGCAGAACGGUCUCACAUUAACUGCAGCGUAGCUCGGCUUUAAAGGACUCGUUCACAUUUUUUCAUUAUGUGCAAACGCUAAAGGAGUUGCAGCCGUGGUUUCCAAAGCUGGGGUGGGCCCUCACUGCAAGUCACCUCAAGGAAUCAAACUAAAUGUAAAAAAAAUAUGUUGUUGAUUGUUUAUUUGUGCAGUUAUUGUGACAAGAUAAAAACAGCAGUCACAAGUUUAAAAAAAAAAGAAAAUGUUUGACGCGAGCUGAGUUGUUGUAUCCUGGGUCUGAAAGUCUUGAUUCUUGGGUCGUAAGGGGAACGCUUUGGGAACCACUGAGUUACAGGAUGUGUAAUUACUGCUCCUGAUGACUUUCUGACCCAUCAGAACCUGCUAGAAUUUAAUUAUUUAUACAAAUUAAAAUAUGUUUUAAUACUACUAGAAAGCCUGCAGCUGUUUCUGAUAUAGAUAGUCUUAAAGUCUGGUUAUUAAACUUGCAGUCUAAUUAAUGCUUUUCUGUCUGUAUGCU